AUGAAUGUGAGGGCCGCAUGGCAUGCUGGGUAUACAGGAAAGGGUGUCCUAUUGGCUGUUGUGGACGAUGGAGUCAACAUGAAUCAUCCAGACCUGGAGGAUAAUUUUGUGAGUCUUUCUACCAGUCAUUAAUUAUCCCCUAGGGGGUGGGGUAAUUUUUUUUUUUAGUGGGGGGAGGUUGGAGGAUUUGGUGGAACGCAUGAUUUUUAGGGAGAACAGAAGGGGGGAACAGUCGUCAUCCACAGGGUAUAAAUGGGGGGGCUAUAGAAAACUGAGAGCUAAUGUGAGGGGAUCAUAAAAAUAGCACAACGUUAGGGGGGGGGGGGGGGGACAGGUAAAUUUAAUCGUGACACAACCAAAAUCCAUAAACAGCCCCCAUGUAGUCAAUGAAUAACGACCACGCAGUCCCUUUUCAGUUUAUUUAGUGGUAAAUAUCCCUGAGUUUUGCCUAUUCAAUUCGUGAAGUCGCAGGAUUCGCCGCGAACUUCUCGUGACCAGAAACAGAGACAAGGACUUUCUAUCUUUCAAAAGAAGAGGAGUAUGACUUUAUGCAGGCCUGGCAAAUCGAUAGUACAUAUUCAUAUUCCUUGCCAAGGAGGGCCCAUUUCAACUUUGAUCACACCUAGGCUCCUGAAACAGCGCCUUGACGCGGUACAUUUCAAUUGAGCUAACUGAGCUAACUUAACCAUACUCGUGAUCUGAUUUACAAAUCGAACUCCCGCUCCGUGAUCUUCCGAUUUUGUUAAUCACUCCGAUGUCUGUUAACAGACCGACUUGGACUUAAUUCAGUCCUAUUGCCGUUAUCAAACGAAGCAGCGAAGUAGCUACAAGGUACUGGGGUAAACGCUAGAAUCCCUUCGUUGUGAUCAAAGGCAACCUAUCAUUCUCCUUAGUGCCAUGCACCCCCUUAAUGUCAAAACUCGAUCAGUUUUGAUUGAGUUAAAUUGAAGUUCACAUUAUUUUCUUUUGUUGACAGAACGUAGAUUCAAGUUAUGACUUCUUGACUGAUAAAAAUAUAUCCAGGUCCCAUAGCCCGGGCAGGUAUGGUGUAACUGGCAGAAUUUUCAUGUUUUCGAAUAAUAUACGAUAUUAGAAACCACCGCAAUUUUAUGUUGCCACACAUAAUACAUAACCAUUUUCUGUUUUUUAAACAAGAAAGUGUUAAAAAUUAUUUACUGUAGUGUUGUUGUUGUUGUUUUUUUUUCACAAUACUUACAAUUACUGAUAGGUCUUUUUUUAUCAUAAAACAAGAAACUGAAUUUACUGAAAUAGAACGAGAUAUUAUAAUGGACGAAAACUGAAAAAAGCCUAAGAAGAAUCAAGACAGUUGCCAUAGGUUUUGUUUUUUAUCGCUUGUAACAUGGCUGAAAUCAUGAUCUCUUUUAUAAGGUGUUUAGAAGUGAUCAAGCUGGCUACUCAUUCGGUGCUAGAAGACCUACUGAUACAUAGUGAAAUAUAGUUCACCAAAUGGUUAAUUACAUGUAUGACAGUGAACGAGACGCUAACGGCAUGUAAUGCAAAGACAGGCAUGUGUAUCACUUCACUCUGCAUACUCUAUUGAUUCAUCUAUAUAUUCAUUUUACACUGUUGUAGUCAUGGAACAUCCUGCGCUGGAAUUAUUGCUGGAAGAAAAGAUACCAAUUGUGGUGUGGGUAUCGCUUACAACUCGCAAAUUUCAGGUAAAUUUAGAGCGCUUUUCGAUUCUGAAUUGGAACUGAGAUUCAUCCGCAAUUUCUCGGCAGUCACGUAUGUUUUUUGUUGCAUAAAUGUGAGAUUUUCCUAAACCAUGUAAAUACAAUUUUUUGAGAUGCUUUAAAACGGGUCGUACCACAUAAGAACAAAGCUUAGCGAUGUGAAUAUAAACGGUUAUAUUUCUCUCGGUUAGGUAUUCGAAUGCACAACAAGAACAGCAAAUUAUCCGACCAAAUGGAGGCCGCUGCUUUGGGUUUCAGAAAUAACUUUAUUGACAUAUACUCGAACAGCUGGGGGCCUGGGGACAUGGGCUGGCAUGUAGAGGGACCUGGUCCUCGACUAGCGCAAGUCCUAAAAAAAGGAACAAGAUUGGUAAGUUUAAUGAAUCCAAACCACAAAAAAAACCUGAUGUUCUUGCUUAGGGUUAGGGUUAGGGUUAGGGUUAGGGUUAGGUAGCUGGUAGGUGUGAUAAGGCUAUAUUCUGUUUUUGUCCGGCAAAAUGAGACGAUCUAUCAGCAGUGAAAGAGUUCAACCACUUUUAAUGUGAUCUAAUGCGGCGUUUUCUUGCGCAGGGGCGUCGUAACAAAGGAUCGAUCUUCGUAUUCGCGGCUGGAAAUGGCGGAGUGACGGGGGACAGCUGCGCGUUUAAUGGUUACGUAAACAGUAUUUAUACAAUCGCUAUCUCCGGAGUGAACUGGGAUGGAAAAGUACCAGGCCACGCUGAACCGUGCGCAGCUAUCAUGGCUGUAACUUAUGGGGAAGACAAAUACGAUAGAAGAAAGGCUCCUGUGGUAAGCAACAAGUCAACAGAGGAUGAAAGAAAGGAACUGACAGUGCCCUUAUGUUACUUCGAAAUUUUCAGUUGUAUUCUUGAUAGUUCAAUGAUUUAUUCCCCAUCCUAUCACAGACCGUAAAUUCUAAGGGGAGCCUGCAUUCCUUUAUCUUAUAUAGUUAAGAAACAUAUUAAAACUUUUACUUGUUACUUGAUUUCAUCUGUAGAUAACAGCCAAAAAUACGAGGGAUUGCACAGAGUAUUUUCCGGGAACUUCCGCCUCUGCUGCAAUGGCCUCUGGGAUUAUCGCUUUGACACUAGAAGCAAAGUGAGUUGGAAUAUAAAAUGGCCCGGGAAAUUGUAAAAACUAUCUCCUUUUUUUUCCCGGGCAUCAGCCUCAUUUGGCGUGAUUCUUUCCUUUGCAAAGUUUUAAUUCGUGAUUUAGUUCCGUAACACUGUACGCCCACUUUAAUCAAUUUACUUAUCUGUGUUAGUAGAUGGAAUAUGUACUGAUAACGCUCUUUCACGCUUUUAGCCCAAGUCUAACGUGGAGGGACAUUCAGCACCUGAUAGCUAGAAGUUCAAAGCCUCUGAAUCCUCCGAACAGAAGUCGUCGCAAUCCUGACUGGAAGGUCAACAACGCCAGUCUUCAAGGUACAGAUUUAUUCGCUUGCAAAAGUAGAUUUUUUGAUCCAAUAUUUUUCGCCGGUUCUAAAUGGUACACAGCUCCAAUCCUUUCAGCGGAUCAUAUAAAUAGUUUUGUACUGAUUGAUAUUUUCUAACUUUUUUAGUUAGCGAUUUUUAUGGAUUUGGAUUGAUGGAUGCGUAUGAUAUGGUUCGAUAUGCAAAGAAUUGGAGUCCUGUUCCACAACAACUGCAUUGUGAGGUUAACCUCAAGUAAGUAAGAAAAUUCGUGUACUACUUUAAACAUUUUUUCUACGCCUUUUAUUUCAUAAUAUAUGCAUUUAAAUUUAAUGCAUCCUAAUUUGUGUCGAUGAUAAUUCAAAUCACAUCAUUUUACAUCAUUUUUGUUUCACAACACCUUAACUUCAAUAACAAAACCUUAUUUUCUCAUAGCCGAAGCAAUAGAAACUGCCAAGAUUCCAGGGAGUUUUCCCUCUUUAGAUACAUUUACGGAGCAGUAACAUCAUAACUAUAACUUGAUAUGCUGCUGUUUUUUCCCUUUGGAUAGUAUGUUUAGUCGUUUUUAUUACAGCAAAUUCGAUUAAAAUAAAGUUAGGUGCACAUUGUUUUCGAAAAUUUCCCGUUCGUUUGAUGUAUGUAAACCUAAAUUUAGGAACAUUUCGUGUAAAUUUUAAGAAAUGUAAAUUUUCUUCGCUUUGUCAACGUGCAUCGUUUAUUUCUCAUGAUAAGGUAUCUUACGCCAUAAAAGUUGCUUUCGACAUUACUGAUCGAAGCAGUCUGUGGGCCCCGUACAUAGACUCCCGUUUUCCCUUUUUAUUCAAAUUACGUUAUAGAAACUUUCACCAAAAGGUACAACAAAAAAUUGCAACAAAUUCAAUGAAAAACCGAAUUCUAGUUAAAACCGACGCCAUGUUCAAUAGAUAAACUACGAAUAAAACUUUAUUAACACUGAACUUUCAUUGACACUAGCUGAACAAUGCAAAAUUUUUUUUUCAAGCUCAUUAACGCGGGAAAUUCCCUGGAGCGAGGAGUUAUUACUUACCUUGACUGUAAACAGAGAAAAUUGUGGUAUCCGAUUCCUAGAGUAUGUGGAAGUUCAAAUCGACCUGACUUUCCCUCGACGAGGUAAUCUGCAGAUGUUUUCAGAAUCACCAGGGAGAACACGAUCCCAGCUUCUUUAUCCACGAGCGUUCGACAGUAUCGUUGGCACAAAAAAUUUCACAAAGUGGACAGUAAGCAGUCUACAUUAUUGGGGAGAGGAUCCUAUUGGAGAUUGGAAAAUAUUGAUAGAAAACUCCAAGCCAGGAAGAAAAACUAGGAAUGGUAAUAUGCUUGUGUUAUAUUCGGUAGAGAAAGCCGUCCAAUUUAAACUGAUUAUGCCUCCCACUUUGUUUUUUCAGCAGUUUUAGCGAAAUUCUCCCCAUCUUCAGAGUCACCCACGAAAUUGACGGUAAUGAAAUCAAGAGGUAAAUGAUUGGUGUCAAAUUUGCUUUUAUACUAUUUAGUUAUUAUCCUAUCUAUACAUUUAUUUAUUACAUAAUAAUUACCUCGUGUUAAUUCAGUAAGAAUUGGCGGACAACAAAGCUUCAGAAAACGAAAAUUAGUCUUUUCAUAAAAAAGAGUCGUUUUUCUUCCAUUUUAUGUCAAUACAAUCACACGAAAUUGUGAUUUGCAGAAGGUGAUUAUUCUAUGUUUUCUUUACUCAGCUGGUAAUUAUUCAGACUGGUCUUCCUGGUCCCCGUGUAGUGUACCGUGUGGAGAUGGACACCAAACGCGUCAUCGUUCGUGCACUAUGAGAUCACAGUGUAUUGGAGAUGAAGAAGAGGAACGAUAUUGCACAUCCGGAAUUUGUCCAACCCAAGGUAAAUCUCUCACAGCUCUUGCGUGUUAAAAAGUAUUAGUUCGUAAACUCAGUUUUUACGAUCAAUGCGAGAUGAUUAAAGAUGGUGAAAAAUCGCGUUGUUGACUAAAAGAGGUUUUUCUAAGACCCAACACAACCAUAACUGGAGAAGAGAAAAACUUUAAAUUACUCACAGCGAUUAACGCCCUUAUGGGACUUUUUUGCCGGUUACAGUCAGUUGUGCCCAGUAGAGUUUACGUUCCGUAAAUAAGAAAUGAAUAAAUGGGGCAAGUUUCUAAAGAAACGGUGGUGCUACAUCGGUGGGGGAGGGGGAUGGGGGCGCUGUAAUAAGAUAAUUUGGUUCUAUCAACUGAGUUAGUGAUGUAAAUGGGCCACUGUAAAGAGUUUCUGAAGCUGAAGUUCCGAGCGUUAGCACUUCGUCAGAGCAAAACGCACGAAACGUCAGCCAUAGAACUCUCUACGGUGGCCAAUUUCCAUUUAUCAACUGAGUUGAUAAAUGGAAAAUAAUGAAUGGGCGCGCGAGAUAUGGAAUUUAUCUUCGAGUGUUCAACCCGAUAUCUCACCCUCUCGGGUAAGAGAAAUUCGAUAUUUACAAGCAACCAUGUAUAAUUUUUUUACCAUAUAAACACAACAGCUCUUUAUCAAAAAGAAAAGUCGAUUUAUUAAUGAAUCAAUCAUAAUGAUGAAAAAAUUAUGAUCCACAAUCUCGAUUGAAGGAAUCUCGAUUGAUGGUGGUUAUUCUCCAUGGUCCCAUUGGUCCAGGUGUAGCAAGACAUGUGGAGAAGGAAGUCAACAGCGUUCUCGCAGGUGCAACAACCCCUCCGCCGGCGAAUGGUGGAGCAGACUGCAGGAGACUGGGUAAAGAUAUGGAAAAACGAAGUUGCAGGGAACGUCGGUGUCCGGGUAAGUUCGAGGAAACAGAGAAAUGACAAUUGCGACGUGUUAUAAUUUCUGGCCGAAAACGAUUUGUAAUCAUGAUGUUUCUUACGUGUCCCCGUAGUUAAUGGUGGUUACACAGAGUGGAGCAGUUGGAGUAGCUGUAGCAAAUCAUGUAACGGAGGAACUCAGCGACGAGUUCGUUACUGUUCCAACCCGACACCAGCACAUGGCGGGAGAGGUUGCUGGAGACUGGGGCGGAGUACACAACGACAAGCAUGCAAUACGCAUCAAUGCCCUGGUAAUUUCUUAAAUAAUUUAUCCACUGUAGUAAGCAUUCGAUAACCUGCGUUCGGUGAUAUCACCAAUAGUCCCUUUCUGUGAAGAAUCUGGUGAGUACUCAGACUUGCUUUUUAAUGAAUCCAAAAUCCGAAUGGAACUAUGAUACAUUGAUCAUAGCCUUAAAGUGUUCAGUAGUGAUCUUUGAAUAGCAAUGUAUUAUAAGCUGGUUCUACAGCGACAAAACUUGGCCUAGAAUUGCUUAAUAAAGGUAGUAAUAAUGUGUUUUUGUCAUUGGUUCCUAGGUGUGGGAAAUUGUAAGACAAUUAAUACGUGUCGUGAUUUUUGGCAGGCACAAGUCAUAUUUUAAAAGCUGCAAUUUGAAAACCUCUAAACAUUACAAGUGACUUUUAAUCACGGAAUGCACCUGUAUAUUAUGAGUUGCCUUGUGCAUCAUGUAUUGCGUACACCUUACAUGCAACAGUUUUAAAUGGUUCUAAAUAUCCCUACAUGUUUCAUUACAAAGCCCUAAAAAAUAAAUUGGUUUUAUUCUUUACAAUGAUAUAGGUCAUCUCUUUUCAUUGAAAUUAAUUCUGCAUGGAACCAAAGAGGACCCUCUCGCAAACAACCCUCUAGUUGAUAGACGGAGAAAGGUGAUAAGGAAUGUAGAUAUCAGUGCACGCAUAAGAGGUCAGUCAAAGAUCAUCAGUUAUUAUCCAUCAAAUAUUUUAGCGUACGUGCGAUUGGUCUAAGGGCGUCUCAUGAUCAAAUAUGCCCCAGCUGAAACUGGGAAUAUCCAGUGAUAUUCCCCGAUUUUCAAACCGAUAUGACAAAAUUCUUUUAUUAAAAUUUGAUUCAAGAUAGAAAACGUCUGUUAUCGUUACAGAAGGAAAUACAUGUUUGUAUUUUUUUAGAAAUUCGUCCCAAUAAACACCAAAAAGUUAAUAUCGACCAGUAAACAGUACCGUGCGUUGCAAAAAAUGUUUGAAGGAUAAUAAACAGAACCUUCCAUUAGAGACGCAAAAAUAUGCACUUACAUACUCACAGUUUUCCUUGAGGUUCGAGCUCGGGGAAACUGUUCGCAUCAUGGAACAGAUGAUGUUCAAGGACAAAUAUCCGUGCAUAUUUUCGCAUGAAAUGGCAGCCGUUGUUUAAAUUCUGAUUAUUCUGAUUAUCGUGUCUGUGUUAUCUGCCAAAGCCGAAGGCUUCGGCAGAUAACUCAGACCUCGACAUCGUUAACUCAUGACAUUAAGCUCAACUUCAUCCAAUGAUUGCAUAUUAUUGGUGUUCUCUCCACAUUUGGCAUCUUUUGGUAUCUAUUAUUAAACAAGUACAAUACUAGUUGUUCGAAGAUUUGUUCAGUUCAAAUAUGUUUCAAGCCACUGAGACCGCUUUUAAUCUGAAUUCUGUUCACCUUAAAUGCUCUUUCUCUACGUUUUUGCCUUUUUCUUUCUCGUGUUAGCGUUUUGAAAAUUGCGCAACAUUUCUAGCCGAAAAAAUAGAAAAGAAGGUUUCUAUGACAAUAGUCCUAUGUCCGUACUUUCGUACGAUGAUCACUAGAAAUUACAUUCAUAGCCAAAGUGUAUUCCAAUAAGUUCAUUUGCAAGUCGUUCCGUUACUUUUCAUAGAUAUUCCAGUUCAUGGAGGUUAUACACCAUGGAGUAGAUGGAGGCCUUGUACCAAGUCAUGCGGUGGAGGAAUGCAGAUUAGCACUCGUUCAUGUAGUAAUCCCAAACCAGCAAACAAGGGAAAAGAUUGCAAGGGACCAUCUGAAAGAACACGAAGCUGUAACAGCUUUAGUUGUCCAGGUAAAUUCUAAUGAUCAAAAAUUGGCUGAGAAACUUUAUAAUUAUCAAAUUUAUCUGGCUUCAACUGAAAAUCUUUCGUAUUCAAAACUCUCACCCUUGAUAAUAUUAAUUGAACGGUGGUAUUUUUUUCAGUUUCUUGGAGCUUUACCUGAAGAGCCUUUUCAACCGUAAUUUGCGUAGUGAAUUCAAAGGCCUUUUAUUUAAGAAGUUUAUGUCCAUUGCCUUGAGACUCGAGUCUUUUUACUGUUCAGGUGCAGUUGGUUUCUUGAUCGACAAGGAGCUUGAAAUGCACAUUUCGUUUGUUUGGCUUGUACUCUGUAUGCACGAGGUGUAGCACAGUCCAAAAAAGUGAAUACCUGCGAAACAUCGGCCACACGGGCUUUCCUAUUUCUUGAAAUACGACGGUUUCUUGAGCGAAGAUUUUUCUGUAAUGUUAUUAGAAGAUGUGAAGGUGGCAAGGGUUGAAGUCCCAGGGUUGGAAUAGAAUCUUUGAUCUUCGUUCUUUCUUUCAAUUUUAAGAUUUUUCCCGGCCUCCAGUUUUUUCUCUAAGCAUUCCAUGUCCAGGUAAUAUUUAACUUUUUCUUUUACUUUGGCAACAAUACCACAACGUCAUGAGGGCGGUAUUGCCUGUAGUCCCCUUGACUGACAAUUAUUUGGGGAUUUUUUUGCCUAACCCUUUUUUAAUUAAUCGUUUUUUUAUCAUAUGUUUUCAUACCGAAUUCACCAACAUAUGCAACCGUUAUAGGAGGUUUAAAAAUAGCACACCCUCUUAUUCCAAUCAUUCAUUUCAUAUCAUGUGGUGUGUAAGGACUGGUCAUUUUCCAUUAGUUAGCUUAUUUGUAGGUCUCAACUUUGCGACUUGUGCACAAAUCACAUCUAUUGAAUUUUUUAACAAGUUGAUGGUUCGAUCAGCAACAAAAGAUUAAUCAAACUGUACAAAUGCAUAAGAAGGUUGUUUGCGAAUUUUUUUGCUUUACCUUUUUUUAUUAUUGGAUAAUAAUGGAGUGAUCUUCAGUUCGCAGUGACAAAGAGUGUCAAAAAGAGCUUUGAAAAAUUUUGGAUUUGUGACCGUUUAAAUUCAUUACGUUGCGAUGUUUUGAGAAGUUUUUGCCUUAAAUAGAUAGCCUAUCAUGUACAUACUAAAUUAGUCAAAAGAAACGAUGAAAUACAUAGUAAACUCUAAACUGUUUGGGGACAGAUCUGUUUUAAAAUACCUCUUAUAAAAUCAUUGCAGUGCGUGAUCAUGAUAGGAGACAAAACUCCAAAUACGUCGUUUCGGUCCAGUCCCACCGGAUCCGCUCGCAAUGAAAAACGACUUAAUUACCUCUAACAUAAGCUUAAGGUGCAAAGAUGAAAUUGGCCCGAAAUGAUAUCCUAGGAAAAAAGACAUGCUAAAAGUACGUUUAACUUUCAUAUCGGUGUUUUUAAACUUCCAGAGGAGCAGGACAAAACGAGCGCAAACUAGAAACUACUUUAUCAGUGUGCCAAAUAGAGGUUUCUGACCAAAUUGGAAGGUGUGAAAAAACCUUUUACUAGUACCGAGCUCGAGGUGGAAUUUAUGGCUCAAGCACAAUUGAGUGAUUAUUUGUAUCUGAUGAGAAAUCCGAAUUAUUCCAAAAUCUAAAGGGGAAAGUUUUAGUAACUUAUGACAUAGCAAAUCUCUAGUAUCUAGUGAAUAGUUUUUCAAGUCUUUUAAACUGUGGGAUAAUCGAUAGUACGGUACUGGUUUGAAUAGAGAGAGAUCUAAUUAAAGCUAAAAAUGCAAUGCGGACCUUAGGUUUUGAACAACAAAACAUACUCUUAGUCCAGGAGGAUCAAAAUUAACAUUCCAGUUCACGAUACCGUGUUUUAUUUUUAUAAGGAACCCCGAUUGAUGGUGGUUACACAGAAUGGAGCAGUUGGAGUAGCUGUAGCAAAUCAUGUAACAGAGGAACUCAGCGCCGAGUUCGUUACUGUUCCAACCCGAAACCAGCACAUGGCGGGAGAGGUUGUUGGAGAUUGGGACCGAUUGCAAGAAUACGGAGGUGCAAUACGCAUCAAUGCCCAGGUAACUCAUCAACUUUUCCCACUAGAAACCAAGUGAGAGAUGGUAUUGCCUUUUGUCAUUAUCUCCUUAUCUUCCUUGUAAGUGUUAUUUCUUGCUGUCGAGAAUUUUUGAAGACCUCGGAAACUUCUUUAUAUUUAGCACACUGUUUCGUUGGAUAGGACACUUGUUGGGAUUGAAAAUUUAUAGAGAAAAAAAAAAACCCAAAUUUUCCAUUGGCUAUGCUAUUACUGAGAAAUUACACGUCAAAAACGAUCAAUCCCAUGAAAGCAUUAUGCUGCUUCGUGAUUUUUGUUAAGUUAAAUGAAUUUGUCGCGGUGCCUGCCGGUACGGUAAAUUUCGAGGCGUGCGUGGGGAAUCAAUUUCACUUCCGUGAUGUCAAUUUUUAUUUCAGCCAAUCGCAGGUUGCAGAAGUGAGUUCCUCAAACAUUAGUAUUACUCCUUAUGAACAAAGUUAAGGGUUUCCUUAUUGGUGCUCUGCAGUUGGAAUAGAGAAUCGUAGGCAUAGUUCUUAGCAGAUAUAUCAGACAACUUGAAGGCAAAAAACCUAUCACCGCAAACUAAAAUAAAUCGCCGAUCCUGAAAACAAAACUCGCACAAAAUUUAAUUAUUUGCGGUUUUAAAGGUACAACUGAAUUUUGUUCCAACAAUUUCUAUAGCUAAGGCCCCCAGUGCUCUGAAAGCUUGUCCCUAUUUACUAAUACUUUUCCAAUCUGAAUAGAAUUCUUUUUAUGUGUCUUCCAGCCACGUCCUGUCAAGAUGGUAGCACAUCCUGCUCUUCCUGGAAAAAUAUGUGCUCUAUAAGCAGUUUCAUUCGAGAAACAUGCUCCAAGACUUGUGGUUCAUGCAAAGGUAUCGUGACUUUCCUAGUUAUUCUUUUUGCUUUGAACCCCUUAACUCCCAAGAUUUUAUUGUCAGUUCUCCCCUCGUGCUGUUACAGUGAAGAAAUGUAAAAUGGUUUCCGUGUUUACAUAGCCUGAUGGAGGUUGGGAGAACACGAGAUCUCCUCCCAAGUGACCUCCCAAGAGACCUCCCAAGUGUUUACACCAGGCAAUGUAAACACGGAAACCAUUUUACAUUUCUUUUAUAAAAUAACUUAUGAAAGAGGAACGAAAACCGAUCAGAGCACGCGUACUAUUUGAAUUAUUUUGUGAAAUUCCUUGUAAAUUAGUUAUGAGAAUUUAGUGUUAGAUAAGGAUAACAAAAAUCUACUUGAUAAGUUCGAGUUUUCUCAUCACCUAUUUGCUGUAUAAUGUAGGGAUAUUAUGGGGAGAAGUUUCAUGUUAGUGUCUUCUGGGACUUAAAGGGUUAACAGCGUUAGCGCUCAUUAAAUUAUUGUUAUAAGAUUAUUCUUUAACAGAACCUUCUCCGUUUUGUAGUACAGAACGCUGCAUUAAUAUGAUAAUAUACAGAUUUAGCCAAGCUUAAAAGUGGAACUCGCAUUUUUUUUUCCUGCACGUCUUAAGGGCACAACGCCUUGCCCCGGCCAGGACUAGAACCCGGGUCGUCCGACUCGGAGCCCAGUGCACUGACCACUGGACUAGUGGACAAAGCCAUGGCGUUGGCGUGCCCGCGGUACAGUUGACCACGCAUGUUAAAAGUAGCACCUUGUACGGUCGGUCGUACGGUCGUAAGUCCAAAUUUUUUCGGCUUGAUGGGUUGCUACUACCAUUUUGUAUAAUUAUGGGGCUACGCUCUGCGAGCUCCGCUAUCAUUGCUACUGAUUGGGAGCAAUGGAACUCAGGUGAAAUAUGCAUAGGGCCUCUGUAACUUAACCAAUGAAAUCAUUGAACUGUUUUUUUUUGCUCUGAUGAUUCCUUUUUAUGCAUAACGACCUACUAUUUGUAUUUUAUUUCAGUUUGAAAGAAUUCGGAAAUUUUCUGCAAAGCCACCUUAUUGACUACUCUGACGCUGAAAUUACAUUAAGAAAGAUAACUGGCCCUCUAUCACGAGCGUCCUCAAGAAAUUGGAAAGAUCUCUUAUUUUAAAUCAAGAAUAUCCUUAUGUCACUUUGUCCACAAAGUCUUUUUUCUGAAUUUAAGUUUACAAACCCCCAAGGUUUUUUUGUUAGGUUUCCUCUUCAUUAAUUUGUCCCCU
Molecule: messenger RNA, 12074 nt
Organism: Pocillopora meandrina
Lineage: Eukaryota; Metazoa; Cnidaria; Anthozoa; Scleractinia; Pocilloporidae
Source: the annotation of a GenBank genome assembly